Molecule: messenger RNA, 5285 nt
Organism: Cydia fagiglandana
Lineage: Eukaryota; Metazoa; Arthropoda; Insecta; Lepidoptera; Tortricidae
Gene: Aps
Product: diphosphoinositol polyphosphate phosphohydrolase 3-beta
Exons: 4
Coding region: 354-995 (213 amino acids)
Biological process (GO): adenosine 5'-(hexahydrogen pentaphosphate) catabolic process; diadenosine pentaphosphate catabolic process; diphosphoinositol polyphosphate metabolic process
Cellular component (GO): nucleus; cytoplasm
Molecular function (GO): bis(5'-adenosyl)-hexaphosphatase activity; diphosphoinositol-polyphosphate diphosphatase activity; bis(5'-adenosyl)-pentaphosphatase activity
Source: RefSeq, a predicted model, not a curated record
UCUUCCGGCUGUCAGCUGAUAGUCCCUUGCUUUUGCUUUCCUAAACCUAUUUCGAUUUUCGCAAAGAAAACGUCAGGCACCAUUCAACAUGGGCUCGAAAUACGCGAUCAAGAGCUAGUUAUAGCUGAAAUAUUGCUCUAAUUGUAGUGUUAUCGUUAUUAUAGUUUCAUUUUACAUGUACGUUGUGUAACUUUUCAAUUAGUCGAAAAUGGAUACGUUUAUCACAGGAUACCUCAGUUAUGGCGUUUGUUGAUCACUAAAAAAUUUCAUUCGGUUGAUAAUUUUCUUUAUAUUUGAUGUCCGUUUUUCGUUCGUGAUCGUCUGUUUCGUUCGCGUUUACGUGUUUACUCGAAAUGGUGAAGGAGAAGCCAAAUUCGAUCCGGAUCUACGAUGAGGAAGGUUUCCGACGCCGUGCGGCUUGUAUAUGCGUGCGGUCCGACGCCGAAACGGAGGUGUUGCUAGUGACAUCAUCUCGGCGGCCGGACAACUGGAUUGUGCCGGGCGGCGGCGUAGAGCCCGAGGAGGAGCCGUCGGUGACGGCCAUGCGGGAGGUGCUCGAGGAGGCCGGCGUCAUCGGCAAGCUCGGCCGCUGCCUCGGCGUCUUUGAGAACCGCGAACACAAGCACCGUACCGAAGUGUACGUGAUGACGGUCACCCAAGAGCUGGCCGAGUGGGAGGACGCGCGGCUCAUGGGCCGCAAGCGGCAGUGGUUCUCCAUCGACGACGCGCUGGCCCAGCUGGCGCUGCACAAGCCCAUCCAACGGCACUACCUGCAGCAGGUGGGUCUCGCUCUAACACAGGGCUCGUGUGGACGCGGGAGCGGGACGGCUGAUGGUCUGCAGUGUGCGACGGUCAUCAAGAGCUGGCCGAGUGGGAGGACGCGCGGCUCAUGGGCCGCAAGCGGCAGUGGUUCUCCAUCGACGACGCGCUGGCCCAGCUGGCGCUGCACAAGCCCAUCCAACGGCACUACCUGCAGCAGGUGGGUCUCGCUCUAACACAGGGCUCGUGUGGACGCGGGAGCGGGACGGCUGAUGGUCUGCAGUGUGCGACGGUCAUCAAGAGCUGGCCGAGUGGGAGGACGCGCGGCUCAUGGGCCGCAAGCGGCAGUGGUUCUCCAUCGACGACGCGCUGGCCCAGCUGGCGCUGCACAAGCCCAUCCAACGGCACUACCUGCAGCAGGUGGGUCUCGCUCUAACACAGGGCUCGUGUGGACGCGGGAGCGGGACGGCUGAUGGUCUGCAGUGUGCGACGGUCAUCAAGAGCUGGCCGAGUGGGAGGACGCGCGGCUCAUGGGCCGCAAGCGGCAGUGGUUCUCCAUCGACGACGCGCUGGCCCAGCUGGCGCUGCACAAGCCCAUCCAACGGCACUACCUGCAGCAGCUCCGACGCAGCCGGAAGCCGGACCCCGACGGGAGCUAAGCUGUGUCCUGACAGGUUUUUGUGAUGUUCGCUGUCGCCUCCCGCACCCCGCCACAUUCUCACCUUCGACACAAGAUAACUUGACACAGAGUACCUACUGCGAACACGUUGGUCGUUCUUUAACCUUUUGGACGCACCGCAGGUCCAACGCCAAAGACUGAUUAAUCGGUCACAGACCACAGAGCAACAUAGACCUACGUGCAUAUGCAUAAAGUUCAAUUUCAGUUUUGACACUUCGGUGACGUGGCGUCCGACAGCUUUUGUGUUUGACACGGCGUCGAAAAGGUUAUAACCGUUUACAGGUAAAUUCCGUUUUAACCUUGUGAAGUCCCGUGUCAUAAUUAUAUAGGGUUUGGACUCUAUUCAUACAGUGUUAAAGUUAAAAUUUGUCUGAAAAUGAUGACGUCAGCGGACCUAGGAGUUUAAGUUUGCUUUAUAGUACAUUGGUAUACUGUUAUUUUGGUAUUAUAAAGAACUCUGCAGAAGUAAGCACGUGUUUGUAAAUCAGGCCGUUGAUGCGGAAAAAUUUGACUAAUCAACGUCUAUUUUAUGGUAUCUAGUGUCUUGAUAUCUUGUAACUUGUUAGGUUAGAAUGGGAUGGUCCUGGGAGGCAUAACUUUCGCAUUAUACAUUGUAGAUGCCGCAUAUUUUAAUCUUCUACAAUACUAUUUUAGCAGUGUUGGCUUUCGAUUUGUCCUAGUUUUACACCAGUAAUUGUAUUUAUUAUAAUCAUAACACAUAUUUUAUUUAUGAAUAGACAACUGUUUAGUUAUAAUACUUAUAAUCUCAAACAGGGCUUAAUGUAUGGGCAAUUUGUCCGUGUCGUUAUUGAAUCUUGACUGGACACAGAACGGGGCGCCUCACGAGGCAACUCGGUGUGUAAAAAUGCCUCGCCCGAUUCAUUUCGGUCUUAGCGUUUGUGUCCGUGCAUAUUUAAGUGAAAAAUGCUGAAAUAAGUUUCACUAGAUGUCGCUUCUACAUCGACCACACUCUGUCUUUUUACGAUAAACAAAAACAUACGUCAUUAAAAAAAAACAUCUGGAGAUGUGACGAGUUACGGCAUAACUAUUGUCUAAGUAACCUUCAAGACUAAUACCUAAGUGAAAUAUAUUGUGACAAAUGUAAAAUGGCCCAUUACUGAGACUGACAGUCGGGUGCCAUUAUGGCACUGCCAUAAUCGUGCACAUAGCCUAUUGGUGAAUGACGUUUGUGAAUAUUAAGAAAGCAGUGAAAAACUGGACCUUUUCUUUUAAGGAUAGAUCCCUAAGCCAACACUUUCAUAAUCGACCGCUAUAGGGAUGGGUAUGAGAUUAUUGUUAUUUUAUUAAGGCGCCCAGUUUGUAUCUAUAUACUGUCCUAUAUGAAUGACAAAUGUAAUUUUAAUGUCAAAUUAUCAUAGCAUGAAUGAACAUUUAUAUUGUAAAUUAGGGCAAUUUUAACCAACUGACAAUAGAUCUGUUUCAUGUUUUAUUAUACAUUUUCAUUUAAUUAGUUACUGGAAUUGUAUUCUUCGAACACUGACAAGUUAUUUUAACUCAUAAUAGGGCAGUAUAAAAGUGAAAAUGUAUACUUAUUGCACUCUUAAUACAACUGCAGGAAACCACUUAAAAGUCUAUACUCAUAAUUAUGUGGUAUCUCGCAGUAAGAUUUUCAUAAAUUUUAUUGCCAGUUACACAAUAGACAAUGUUGUGUUGCCACUCGAUCAUAAAAUGCCACAUCCUCAAAAUACCAUAGAUUCUAAACCCUGAACGCCACGCCUACCGUGUUACCUUUUCGGAAUGCACGGAGGCAUAUAUUGGGCCGCGGACGGCAGUUGACGUCUUUGGUGGUAAUAUCUUUCGCAACAACAUACCUAUCAAGCUUAUAAAAUAUCACAGUUUCAAUCAUAUGUACCUAUCUAUCUAUAGUGUUUUCUGAUUAAGGGGCUACCCGAGGUUUUCAUCGAUUUUUGACAAGUUUUGAAUCGUAUCUCCUUUUUUCACACUACAGAUAGAAUUAUAAGACAAACGGUUAUCGGUUCUUCAAUCUUUUAUCUCCGGUUUUGUCCACCGGAUUUUGAAAAAAAAAACUUAUUUUUUUAUGAAUUUUUUAAACAUUGUCUAAAAAACGUAUCUAGUUUGCAGUGAAGGAUCUUACAUGUACGAAAUCUACAUAUUUGGGUUCGUCUUUGAAGUCUCGAAAAUCGUGUCCAAGGUUUUAAUUUUAAUUUGAAUAUGCGAUACUAUAUUGCUUAAAGCCGUUGCUGUUAAUAUGAUAAGCUACAAAAAACAUUAGAAAACUAAGGGAUUCAGAUCGAAGGUCAUUGGGAGCCCCUUAAUUACCAAGUUGGCGAUAUAACAGAAGCGGUAUCAUGGUCGCAUUUUUAUCACCUGUCACGCUGUGCGUCACUUUCGCACUCACAUAUUUGUUAGAACGUGACAGGCAUGGUGACAAAUGAUAAAGAGCCGACCAUCUUAGCCCUACAGGAGUUGAUAUUAAAUUAUUUAUUACGUACCGGUUGUGCUUAGAUGAACUUGUAUCAUAUCAAAUUGUCCCAUGCUUAAAGGGGCAAAUACUGCUUGGGGAUAGAUAAUAGCAAGAGUCGUGUUUAGUUAUUUAUGAGCUCCUUGUUCACUUCAUGUCUGAGUGCGACUGUAUCGAAAAUGAAAGGAACCCCUGAAAUAUCGAGUAAAUAUGAGUCUUGGUAGUUUGAAAAUGUGGCAUUUUAUGAAGUGUUGGCAACUUACCAACGUUUUACAGGUAGAUUCACGAAAAUUGUCGAAAAUAAUUUGUGUGAUACUGAAUGAGCAAUCCAUUUACAUUUUAUUUGUGGCAGAUUUCGUGAAAUUACCUAUAAACAUGCAAUACAUUCUCUCCCAUUCAAACUUACGUUUUUUUUUCAUAAGUAAUAACAUUAAAUUUUCACAAUCAAUAUCUAAUGAAUUUAAAUGUGGAAUCAGUCUGACAUUCACAUUGGCCUGUCACUGGUUAGGUUAGGUUACCGGACUGAAACUCGGCUAGGGAACUUCAGCGAAAACUGUGAACCUUAUGCCGACGAAAUAAGGAUCACUGUUGGACGCGUUCGACGAAAGUUUGUAAGAGAAAAUUGUCAACGCGCGCGUAGAACUUUGAGAUUUUUAGCUUGUAAAGUGACAACCCUAAAGAGAUGGUAAGCUCCUUGGCAACCCCACUUUUCGUUUUGAUUUUUUCUUUGACUUGACAAGUUAGUAAGGUCUCAUUCGCACUAGCGCUUCUUCAACGCGCGUUUAUAUGAUAGAAAUGGAUACCUGUGUAUUUAUUCACACGAUGGCGCUGGCGCUUUUUUUAACGAGCGUUGUUGGAUUUUCGACUUUGAGUGCUGGCCGUUAAAUCGAAUUUAGCGUGCGAAACUAUUAACGUCAGGUUUUAAUGCGACGCUUUUAAAACUCUCGUGUGAAUGAGGCCUAACAGUUAUACUGAAUGUGUAGGUACAUACUCAAAAUCUCGUGUAGCCUGAAUGCGUAAUCUAAAUAAAUUUGGGGUUGCUAUUGAUUGAUCACCUUGCCAGCAACCCAACAUAAUUUAUAUGUCAAUCUUACGUUUUUAGUAAGUUUUAAUGAGUGUCUGAAAAAAACAUAAAAAAGAAAGUGGGGUUGCCAAGUAGAUGGACAUUAACCUAGUGUUUGCGAAUUUGGUAUUAAUUUUUUAGACAUUAGCUCAUUUUUGAUGUUUUCUGCGCGCGAGUUGUCACUUUUCCUCAGUAACGUUGGCGGUAUCGGUAGAUCAUCGCUAUGAACACUUCUUUUCUAUUUUUACGUAUAUUUUUAUACUACGAUGGAAUAAAUGUUAAUUUUAUUUUGUUAGCAUUAAAACGAAAAAGACAUCGCCGAUAUUUUUAUUUAAAUUAAA